Messenger RNA from Rosa rugosa (rugosa rose), 693 nucleotides. RefSeq lists its product as uncharacterized. The record is from RefSeq and is a predicted model, not a curated record. Lineage: Eukaryota; Viridiplantae; Streptophyta; Magnoliopsida; Rosales; Rosaceae. The transcript has 2 exons. Bases 1 to 693 code for a protein of 230 amino acids.
AUGGAGUGCAAACCAGCUCAUACUCCUCUUGAUAGUAAGCUUCAAUUGGAUAUCAAGAGUGAAUCUCUUCUAAACUUGAGUUACUACCAAAGGUUAGUUGGAAAACUCAUUUACCUCACCAUUACUCGGCCUGAUAUCUCCUAUUCCGUGAGCAUUGUUAGUCAAUUUAUGCAUGCUCCUACUAUUGCUCACUUGAACAUUGUCAAGCGCAUCCUUAGAUAUCUUAAGGGUUCAGUUGGAAGAGGAAUCAUGCUAAAAAACAAUGGUAAUACAAACAUCAUGGGAUAUGCUGAUGCUGACUGGGCAGGAAAUGCUCUUGAUCGAAAAAGCACAACUGGUUUUUGUACUUUUGUUGGUGGCAAUCUUGUAACAUGGAGGAGCAAGAAACAAAGUGUAAUUGCUAGAUCAAGUGCUGAGGCUGAAUAUCGAGCCAUGACUUCUGCUGCUUGUGAAUUGAUUUGGCUGAAGGCUGCAAUGCACAUUGCCUCAAAUCCUGUGUUCCAUGAGCGUACUAAACACAUUGAGGUUGAUUGUCACUUUAUCAGAGCUCAAGUUCAGUCCAAAGUGAUUGAAACUCAUUACACCAACAACAAGGAUCAGUUGGCCGACAUUUUUACUAAAUCUCUUCCUGCGGCUCAUUUUCAGAUGAUUCUUAGCAAGCUUGGUUCAAUCAACCCUCUUGACCCAACUUGA